AUGCUGACGGGAGACAGGUGCCAGAAAGCUCACUGGUCCAAGCAUAAACCCUUCUGCAACCUUGCACAGGGCAAAGGCUCUCCGGACGCAUAUCUCUCAUCCAAGGAGCAUGAUGAAGUGCUUCGAAUCAUCAUUGAUGCUUACCGUCUGAGAGUGGAGACUGACCAUGCGUCCCGGGAUGAGGAUCAUGGCAUAUAUUACCCAGGAAACCCCAUCGACGGGUUGGUCUGGGUCAAAGGCGAUGCCAUUGAUGACUUCCAGCGAUUCCUUGAUCUCAUCGAAGGCACCGAGAUCUUGCCCAAGUGGUGGAAAUUUGAAGAUCGAAUGGAGUGCCUAAUGAUGGCCAUUGACAAGGACAGUCCCGAGUCAAUCUUCAAACCAAUCAAUCAAUCAGAGAUUCCCACACGGUAUGGUGGGGAUACGUCCAUCCGUGUUGCACUCGCCACCAUUGCUGAGAUGGUUGUGGGCUAUGACGGUAAAGGUCCGGCCAAGGAUGAUACCUGGUUCCGAGAAUUCCAAGAGUUUCUGGAUCUCCAUCCAGAAGAGAGAGCUCGUUUGAUCAAACCGAGUGUCGACAUGGCAGAGCAGAUCAUGAAGGAGUAUGGAGAUGACUUCCAAGCUACUUCCACCGAGGCUCCCAAUUGA
This is a messenger RNA of Capronia coronata CBS 617.96, 645 nucleotides long. RefSeq lists its product as uncharacterized. The record is from RefSeq and is a predicted model, not a curated record. NCBI's taxonomy places the organism in Eukaryota, Fungi, Ascomycota, Eurotiomycetes, Chaetothyriales, Herpotrichiellaceae. The transcript has 2 exons. Bases 1 to 645 code for a protein of 214 amino acids.